AUGUAUGGUGACGACCAUACAACGCUUCUCCACCUAUUCGGUCACCCCCUCACGAACUUUUAUCGGGCUGGGCUGGAUUUGGAAGAGUUGCGGAUCACUCUCGACCCUCGCGCCCUGGAGGACUUCGGCGGAUCCCACGUUCACAGCCGCAUUCUGCGUGACGUUUCAAGUGUGGUAGUGGAUGCGGUUGCACAAAUGGGGAGGUUGAAGCGGGUCUUCGUGAUCCUUGUGAAUAGGGUCCCGGAGGAUACCUACUUGCGGCUAUAUAAGGAGAUAGAGCCGCUCGUGAAGACUAGGCUUGCAAAGAAUGGAUGGAUCACCACCCAAGAUUCGGCAGGGAGGAUCAUGAUUGUCGACUUGAGGGAAGAUAGGGUGGAACAGAAGAGGUACGUCUUCCCCGACACCACCAGCCCCUCAACCUCCCACAUCCUCUCCCUCCUCCCCACAAACCCCCCAACCCGCUCUCUAGCAAUCGGCACCACCACCGCCAUCCCACCCACGCCCACCAGCUUCACCGAGAACCACGACUUCCUCCGCGUCCUCGACUGGGUCCUCUCCGAGCACGCGACCCACGAUCCCGACGUCCAAUCCCAGGCCGCGGCCUUCGCCUCCACCGCCGGCUCGUCCCUCGGCAGCGGCGGCGUCUUCUUCCCCGCCAACCACCCCUCCCGGCGGCCCGAGCGGCGGCGUCGCGGCUCAGGCGGCGGGCCUGGAUACGGCGGUGGAGGCGGCACGGGCGGUGAUGGCGCGGGCGCGGCGAGCGUGCAGGGUGGUGCCGGUGGUGCUGGGCGCGGGGGGUGGCUGCAUGUGAGCGAUCAGCGGAAUCCGCCGGAUUAUGGACGGAUUGCGUGGCCGGAGGAUAUCUUUGGGAGUGUGGAGGUUGAUGGAGAGGGGAAGUUCGUCGGGGGAAAUGGGAAUUAUCAGAGUAGUGGGACGUAUCGGGUUGUUACGAGGGAAGGGAUUUUGGGGCUGAGCAAGUAUCUGAGGGAGAAAGUAGUGGAGAAGUUGAAGGAGCUGGAGGCGCAGCAGAAGGAGAGGGAGCGGUAG
Coniosporium apollinis CBS 100218 is the source of this 1047-nucleotide messenger RNA. RefSeq lists its product as uncharacterized. The record is from RefSeq and is a predicted model, not a curated record. The transcript is spliced from 2 exons. Lineage: Eukaryota; Fungi; Ascomycota; Dothideomycetes. The coding region runs from base 1 to 1047 and encodes 348 amino acids.